Molecule: messenger RNA, 4302 nt
Organism: Saccharomyces paradoxus
Lineage: Eukaryota; Fungi; Ascomycota; Saccharomycetes; Saccharomycetales; Saccharomycetaceae
Gene: SPP41
Product: Spp41p
Exons: 1
Coding region: 1-4302 (1433 amino acids)
Source: RefSeq, a predicted model, not a curated record
AUGGCUUAUGAUGAAGAUGAUGGAGAAAUAAACUUUAAUGAACUUGUGGGGAAUUUGCUAAGCUCACAUAAUCAAGGGGGACAAGAGGAAGAAGAAGUGCAAGAACAAGAACAGAGAGGAGAUGAUUUUGACAAAAUAAGUUCUACCAACGAAAACAUAGAACCAGAGCACCCAAGCGACAGCCAGGAUGUGCAUAAUCCUCCUCACCAAAACAUCGAAAUACCGCAUUUUGUUGAUGAAGAAGAUGAACUAGUAUCUGUCGUAGCAAACGCAGUUCAGAAUAUUGACGAUGAACAAGCCAAACCAGAGGGCCAUCUAGAAAAUGAAUCAGAACAUGUGGCAUCGGACACAGCCGAUGAUAAUCAUGAAAAGGAACAGCAGCAAGAAUGGGCUCAUAUCUUACAGCAGGAAAUAUUGAAAGCGGACGGAGAGCCCUUGCGGGAGAAUACAGAAAGGCGUGUAAGCACCAGUCAGCACCAUCCCUCUCAACGUACUGAUGACCCACUUGAUCAAGAUGAUGAAAAUUUAAGGAUGGCUAUCCUAGAAUCUCUACAAGAACUAAAUACAAAUGAGGAUGAAGAGGAAGAACCGGAAAAACACGACCAUGCUACUUCUAAUGAGAAGUUGCCCAGCAAAAAGCCUUCAAAGAAAAAGAGAAAAGACAAAUCCAAGAACAAGGAAUCCUCAAAGGACAAAUCCUCAAAGAAGAGCAAAUCUUCUAGUCAUUCUAAAAAGCACACCAAAGAUCGCAAUAAAGAAAAGCAUAGUAAAGCUGCUGAUAAUGAUAAUACUCUUGAUCUCAGUAAUAUACUAGAAAAUCUGAUUCAUGAAAAUGAAAAUACUGCGGUAGGCACAGUCAAACAAGCAGUUGACAUUCAAGAUCCCUCUCAUACUGAUGCGAACACUGAAGAUGUGGAAGCACAAGCUCUAGUAGAAGCGACACUAAAAGCAUUUGAAAAUGAAUUGCUAAGCUCUGCGCCAACCGAAGAGCCUUCGCAAGAACAAUCGAUUGAACCUGCAUCUUCUACAAAAGCGGCUGAACCGCCACGAAAACCGACUGCUGAUGAUAUUCCAUUGGCUAUGUUGCAGGCUUUCAAACCCAAAAAGAGGCCUCCUCAAGAGAAGAAAAAAACAAAAAGUAAGACUUCCAAACCUACAUCUACAAAUAAACUACCUGCAUCUGAAUCAGCUUCUAAGAAAAAGAAAAAGAAGAAAGCUGUAAAAGAAAACAACAAAUCUCACGAAGCAUACGAAGAUGAUGAAUUUUCCAGAAUAUUAGCGGAUAUGGUUAAUCAAGUGGUCAACACUUCAUUAAAAGAAACAUCUACUGCCACUCAGGAUAAUAAAUUGGAGAGCGAAAGUGAUUUUGUCUCGCCUGUCCAAAGCCAAUAUACCGCUGGGGAUGCAAGCACGGCUAAUGAUGACACCCUUGAUUUGAAUCAAAUCAUGCAAAAUGCAAUGGCUAUGGUUUUCCAGAAUCAAAACGAUGCUGACUUUGAUGAGAAUAUUGUUCAAGACUUUAACCGUGGUUUAGGCGAUCUGAGCGUUUCCGAUUUACUCCCGCAUGAUAAUCUUUCUAUGAUGGAAAAGAAGUCGGUGCCCAAAAGUUUGAGCAAAUCUGAAAAGAAGGCGGCUAUAUCGAGUAGGAAGGCUUCCAAAAAGGCAUCGAAAGAUGUGUCAAGUAAAGAAAUGGCUAAGUCACCUUCAAAACCGAAGAAACCAUCCAAGUCAGAAAUAUCUUUGGAAAAGAAGUUACGUAAGAAAUACGUCUCUAUUGCCAACGAGGCUGCAUCUGUAGCUAGAAAGAAAAGAUGGGCUAAAAACAAAGAACUAAAGGAAAGAGAGAAACUUGAACGUCAAACUGCUAGAGAGGAAAGGAGACAUAAAAAAAAAUUAGAAAAGCAGAGAUUGGCGGAAGAACAAGAGGAACUAAAAAAAAUUGUUGAACGUGGCCCACCUUAUCCCCCAGAUUUAAGAGUAACUAAAAGUGGUAAACCAAAGAAACCAUAUAGAAGAUGGACUCCGGAAGAGCUAUUGAAAAGAUCACAGGAUGCAGAAAAACCGAGAAAAGUGAAGAAAGAAAGAAAGAAAAAGGAAAAGAAGGUGAAGAUACCUUCAUCUACUUUGAAAAAGAUUCCUCUCUUCAACUUCGUUAAAGAUAAUGUUCAGACUAGUGCAAGACACCGUCUGAACGACAUUGAGGGUUCUUUAUCAACCAUAGGAUUACACAAAUCGCCCGACGGUAUCCGUAGGAUCCUUUCGAGACCAAAGAGUGAAGAUCACGAAUGGCCGCUGUCAGAUUCAUCUACAUCCCAAAAUUAUGAUACACAUCUGAAAACAGUUGUACAUAAAGAAAAAAUUCCUUUCCAUCCCCCAUGGACUAUACCCUCUCAACCACCGUUUGCGCUACCUGUAGCAAGAAGAAAGAAAAUACCAAACAUAAAAAAGUAUAGAAAAAGAAACAAUAACUCCUUCCGCAUUUCCAAGGAAGGUAUGGCAAAUGCUAGAAACAGAAUUAUACCGGCCAUAUUACUACCUAUAAUAAAUACACUGAAAGCUGCCGCAAAAUCUCAAACUGCUUCUGGUGCCACACCGGAAGAAGCAAGGAAACGGUUAGCAACUAUUAUUCAGCAUGCUAAGUCCACAGUCAUCAGGGCAGCUUUACAAGCAAGGAAGAACAGCAUGCAAGGCCUUAACUCUAAAGCAACUACUACAGAACUAACAAGAGCUGCGCCUCAAAUGAAGAAUCCACUAAGGAUGAUUCCUAUUUUCAAUACAUCUCGAGUAAAACAACAAUUAGAAAAGCGACUACCUGCUAGAACUGUAGAGAAGGAAAUUGCCUGCUCUGUGCCUCCUAAUGAACCCACAUCUGAUCCCCAUUCUAGCUCUUCAAUCGCUGGGCAAACAUUCAAAGGCGUUGCCAUCCCAAUUAAGAUAGAAGAUAGCGAUGGGAAUAUUCCUCCUGCUAGUAUAACGCCUUCAACUACGGAGCCAUUACAACAUAAAUUAGAACUUACGAAGAGUGCAGAUAGUGUAGAACCGAUGCAAAAUACUAUUGAAGCAGCAAACGGCACCGAAAUUGUACAAGAAAUUAAAGAGGUUGUCGAUACCAACGCUCCAGAUGAAGCUAUUCCAGCAGAAAACAAGCCGAAUGGGAAUUCAGAAGUUCAAAAGAGUGUCCUAACCGAAUCUUCUGAUGUCGAAAAGAUGGAUGAAAAAAAUCCUGGCAAGAAAAUUGGCACAAAUUUGAACGAAGAUGAAAGCAAGCUUGGUGAGAAAGAUGUGGAUGAGAAGGCUACGUUUCAUUCUGGUAUAUCCCAGCAUAUGGAUAAUGAACCAGAUAAUGCAAAUACUGCAACAGAAAAGCCCAAAUUAAUUGAUAUAUCUCAUAAACCGUUAAAUGAAGCAAAACCAAAAAUCCCCAUCAUAUUCCCUUUGAAAAGACCGCAAAUUAAGCCUGAAGCUAGCGUCAUUAAUUUGGUUCAAAAUUUGGUGAACUCUAAAAUGCCCGAAAUAAAGAAUGAAUCGGUUGAUCUAGGCAGUAAUAUCACCGACAUCCUUUCCUCCACCAUCACUAAUAUUUUGCCCGAAAUCACAGCUACUGACGUUAAAAAUUACCAGUAUGAAGAUGAAAAUGUAAAAUACUUGAAGAAGACGCCAAGGCAGGUUUUGAAUCUGGAUGGACUAGUUCCUCCAUCGGGCAGAUGCAUUACUAAAGCUAAACGUGUCCGCCGUAUUAAAAAGCCUUCUACUGAUGGCUCUACUGCGCAGGAAUCUAACGCGAAAGCAGGCAGCGAAUCCAUUACUUACGCUUUCGACAUACCAUCUCCGGAGGAGGUACAAAGUAAGCGUAGCGUGGUGUUAAAGUUUGCCAAGGCUAGAUUGACGGAGGCCGAGUUGAAUUCUCUAAAGAAGGAAAUUAACAACGUGAGGAAAAGGAGAUGGAGGGAGAUGAACUCUAUUAAGAACUGGGAAUAUGACGUAAAGUCUAGAUUAAAAAAGCGUGCAAAUGCAUUUUUCGGAGAAGGAGAAUCAGAAACGAAAUCCAAAUGGAUCGAAGAAAGAUUUCAAGAAAAGGUAAGCCAAGAGAAGUAUAAGGAUCGGCUUGAAACUACUGAAACGCAAGCGAACAAUACGAAGAUUGUAAUUGAUGACAAGGAAAUUUUAAAUAUCCUUGCAGUAAACAUGAAUAGUCUCAACAAAGCUCGCUGCAUUGAAAAAGAUAUUCAAGAGUCGUUCAGGGAGGAAAAGUUAGCCUCUUUACAACCAAAGAAGAAGAGAAAGAAAAGCAUUUCACACUAA